AUGGUUGAGUUCAUGGUAGAAAAUGACUUACAUGAUUUGGGAUUCUUGGGUCCCAAAUAUACCUGGUCUAAUAAUAAAUUUGGGCACAGUAAGAUUUGGGUGAGGCUUGACAGAAUUCUGAUGAACUCUGAAGGAUUAAGAUGGGCACCUGUGGCUGUGGUUAAACAUUUGGUCCGGUUGACAUCGGACCAUUGUCCAUUGCUGGUGAAUCUUUUUGCUGAAACCCCGAGACCUGGGAACAUAUGGAUACGGUUUAAAGAUAUUUGGAUGACUUACCCUGUCACUUGGAGGUUAGUUUGGAAGAAUUGGACCAUGGAGGAUUUUGGGAUGCCUGAUGAGGUGGUGAAUCGCAAGUGUAGUAGAACUCUUAAGGCUUUGUUCUUUUGGAGUCAUAAUCGACUUAAAGAACUUAGUGAGCUGAAACUUUCUCUGGAAAGCCAUAUUGAAGAACUUCAAUUGGUGGACUGUUCUCCUAAUGAGUUGAAUGAGGAACAGGAACAAGAGCUUAGGUUGAAGGCAAUUGAGUUGAACACUACUUUAGCUCGGCUCGCUACCUGGUGGAAGCAGAGAGAGAAAGCCAGAUGGAUUGAUGAAGGAGAUACGAACUUGCAUUUCUUCCACUCUUUCGCAUCUGGUCGUAUGCGAGGGAAUCGUAUUAUUGAAGUCAUAGAUUCUAAUGGGGAGAGGAUUGUUGAUCCGAAUCUUAUUCAAGAGGAAUUCUGGAAUUUUUUCAUGCUGAAGUGGAGAGAUAGGCAGGUCUCUCUGGCUAAUUGGCCUGAAUUCUGUAAUGAUGAUAUGAUCCCUGUGAAGUUCAGUGAAAGUAUGGAGGCAGAAAUUUCUGAGUCUGAAAUCCGUCAAGCUGUGUUUAGUAUGGGCAGUAACAGAGCGCCGGGGAUUGACGGUAUAACCUCCUCUUUUUUUAAAUUCUAA
Dendrobium catenatum is the source of this 930-nucleotide messenger RNA. RefSeq lists its product as uncharacterized. NCBI's taxonomy places the organism in Eukaryota, Viridiplantae, Streptophyta, Magnoliopsida, Asparagales, Orchidaceae. The transcript has a single exon. Bases 1 to 930 code for a protein of 309 amino acids. The record is from RefSeq and is a predicted model, not a curated record.